This is a messenger RNA of Acipenser ruthenus (sterlet), 2729 nucleotides long. RefSeq names its product brambleberry (gene bmb). The transcript has 13 exons. The record is from RefSeq and is a predicted model, not a curated record. Lineage: Eukaryota; Metazoa; Chordata; Actinopteri; Acipenseriformes; Acipenseridae. The coding region runs from base 157 to 2013 and encodes 618 amino acids.
GAAUUUUGCACAGGUGGUGCUGGUGAUGUCAGUUCAGUUUUACGUCAGUUUGCAGAGAGCCAGCUUAAGCCGAGUGUGCUGACCAGGUACUUGCGUGUUGGUUCAGUGCGUGCUUUUCUGUAAGAAAAGAAAAACUGCUGCUGUCUUCAGGUUAGGAUGGCGUUCCUUGUAAAUUCGAGUCUCGUUGCCCGGGCCCUGGUCCUCGGUGUGUUGUGUGGCCGUGUCGGGCUGGUGGUGGCGUUUUUCGGCUGGAUGAAGGAGACGCCCACCACUGUGGAACCCCCUCCCGCGGUCGUGUCGGCGAACACGCACGGGGAAACUCCGCCAUUUGAGAUGACCACGGCAGACGACCGCUUCCUCGCCGAAGCCAAACAACUUGAGCUGUCCCCUCUCGACAGCUGUCACUACAAGGUGAUCGCCCAGCUGAAAUCCUCCUGCAGUGGCCUAUCGGAAGAGGAGAUUGCCAAACUGGGCGUGGUCUUGUUCAACUGCCAGGCAGAGGUGGAAGGGCGAAAGACCUACCCCUGCACCCCAGAAAUGACGAUCAAAGAGUGCACAGAGCCAAUGGAUGCAGACACCUGGAAUGCCUACCACAUCGUGAGCAACCGAGCGCGCUCUGUGUGCUACACCACGCGCCAGCAGCACUUCAAGAGGAGGACAGAGGUGACUGUCAACUCGCUCGUCGCCACGGCAACCAGCCAGCUGGAGGCCAUGCGUGUGCUCAAGGAUGGCCAGGCUGAGCUGAAGGAACUGACAGCCUCAUCUCUGGAGAAGGUUCUGAGCAGUCAGAGUUCUUUGCUUGAGCAGCAGGGGGCGCUACAACAGGGGCAGGAGGAGCUGGAGUCCUCCAUCGACAUCAACCUGGAGCGCCUGGCGCAGGAGAAGGCGCUCAUCGCCAGUGGGCACCAGCUCGUGGCGCAGCUCAUCGAGGGCAUCACACACCGCAUGGACAAUGUGAGCAAGCACCUGAAGGGCCAGGGUGAGGACCUGCAGGAGGGACACCAAGCCAUCCUGGCUGACCUGGCUGAAGUGAGGAGCCGGGCCCAGGACAUCUACUCCAAGAUAGACUCAAACCUGUCUGGAUUCCUGCGUUAUCAGAACCGCACUGCUCGCUACUUCGAGCAGUUGAUGGGGAACCUGCAGCGCAUGAACAGCACGCUGGGGACGCUGCUGCACUACAUGGACAGGAUGCAGGGCAGCGUGGAGAGCAGGCUGCAGCACAUCCAGGGCUUCAUCGGCUGGGUCGGCGUUAACCUCUCUGCAGUGUCCACCUGUGUCCUGCACACUGGCUACUUCCUGCUGGCUGCUCUACUCAUGACUUUCCUGCAGACUCCUGGCCUGCCCCGCGCCAUGCUCCUGGUGCUAGUUGUUCUAAACGCACUGUCUGAGCUCAACCAGCAACCCGCCAUGGACUUCCGCAGCCUCACCAUCCUCCUGGUGCUCGCCGCCAUUGGUAACUGGUUCCUGCUGCGGCUGGUGAGCGGUUGUUCUGCGGUGACCCGUCGAAGAUCCCAGGCCGCCCUGCCUGCCUCCAGCACCUCGGAGACCCUCAGACCUGUGGGCUGGCCCCUCGCCUCAACGCCAAACAGGGACCUGGCUGAUGUGAAAGAUGAUCUGCCGGCGCUGGAGCAGGACAGCUGUCUCUUCGAUGAGGGCAGCCUGGUGGACCUCUCUCUGCAGGGGGCUGAGCCACUGCCCCCUCGGUUGUUGAAGAUGCGCCCCCGAUCUGAGGGGACCCCCAGUCACUCCACCCCGCUGCUGAAGAAGAGAACCAGCCUGCCUGUGAUGGCGCUAGAGGGCGUCCCCCAGAGACACCUGGGCUCCCUUCUCGAUGGAAUCUCAGAAUCCAGGCUGGGCAGCCCCAACCAGUCCAUGGGCAGCAAUGGGUCCAUGUCCGGCAGACAGUUAUGCAGUGGCAUCACCAAGACUGGACUGCUCUGCAAAAAGAGAGCGGUGAGGGGGUGGGAAUUCUGUCAUGUGCAUGAGGCUGGACAAGCAUCCUACACCAGUUAGAGCCUGCCACUACAACCUGCUCCACCAGACAGCACAGCUACAACCCUGGAGAAUGAGAUCCACACACGCAACCAACACUCCAGCACUGCUGUAGGCCAGGGUUGGAAGCUCUCGCUAGUCCUGCACCCAGUUUAGGUAUAUUUUUAAAAUGACCAGCAAUCAGAACCCUCUACUGAAUCUGAACUGAUUUUCUCUUCAUAUCACAGCUUAUCUUUUUGAAUCUGUAGGUUUUAUUAUUGGGAGGUGCUGUUCAUGGAGCUAUAGGGGAGGAAAUAAUUAAACAGGUUUGAUUGCACAAACUCCAAAUUCUUUCAAUAUUAUACUUGAUUGAAGGUGUUUCUGAAACCCAGGAUUGUGUACAGCAGGACUAGUGAGGUUCCUCUUGUAGGCUGAACUGACACCCUGCUUUUGAGCUGGAAGAGAAGAAAGACCUACAAUUAGUGUGUGUAACUCAAAUGCGAUGUGUGUGUGUUUUGUAGUCUGUGUGUAAAAAGGAGGGUUUGUGGUUUUACUGAUCUGGGACAAAGAGGACUCUUGCUGACUAGUGCACACCCUUGGGCUGCAAUGUAACAGUCUGUCUGGCCAUAUACUGGACUGUCUUGACUCCCAGCUGUGUUCUGGGAGAGACUGCCACUGGUUGUGUUGUAUCCAUGUCUUUUUUAACUUUGUAAAAUGUAUUAUUUUUUUAUAUUUAAUAAAGCCUUUUAAGAUGUUAA